AUGAGUACGGAUGCUAGCGCUGCGGACGGCGGCAUGACGUCGUGCCUCAAUCUCAUGCGUCGCAUGCCGCCUCGUGAGGUGGAGACGGACGUGUACAACCUUACGCGCCUUGUUCCUUCCAUCGCAGACGAGCUGUACCAACGCGUGGAUCAGCCGCUUCAGGUGGCUGUGGACCCUGCCAACGGCCGCAAAUAUCUCCUCUGCGACUACAACCGCGACGGUGACUCGUAUCGCUCCCCGUGGACCAAUCAAUACGACCCUCCAGCAAGCGAUGGCGAAGGUUUCUUCCCGUCCGAGACGCUACGUGAGCUGGAGGUGCAUGCCAACGAAAUCUUCGACUCGUACCGUGAACUGUACUAUCAAGGUGGCAUCUCGUCCGUCUAUAUGUGGGACUUGGAACUUGGUUUUGCAGCCUGUUUUCUCGUCAAAAAGGACGUUUUAGACCAAAGAUUCAUCGAGAAAGGGGAAUGGAACUCUAUCCACGUAAUUGAAGUGCAGGAGGGCAGCGACGUGCUUGACAAAGGCGUCAAGAAGGCCACGUACCGCCUUACAACGUCUGUGUUGCUGUCUAUGAAGGUCAAUCGCCCUGAACUGGGCGACCUGACACUGGAUGGAACACUCACGAGACAGGCAGAGCGCACUAUGGAGUUUGAAGAUCAAUUUGCCCACGUGUCCAACAUGGGCCGCAUGGUCGAGGACAUGGAGAUCGACAUGCGCUCCAGUCUAGAUGGUCUGUAUAUCUCUAAGACUCGUGAAGUGAUCAAUGGCAUGCGUAAAUUGCAACAAGGACCCGCCAUGGCGAACCCUUUUGUCGGUGAACUAAACAGCGCUGUGCUCAAGCACGGGCAGAAGAAGCAACAGGAGUAG
This is a messenger RNA of Phytophthora infestans T30-4, 867 nucleotides long. Its product is annotated as F-actin-capping protein subunit beta, putative. Lineage: Eukaryota; Oomycota; Peronosporomycetes; Peronosporales; Peronosporaceae. The record is from RefSeq and is a predicted model, not a curated record. Gene Ontology annotation, biological process: cell morphogenesis; actin cytoskeleton organization; barbed-end actin filament capping. The transcript has a single exon. Gene Ontology annotation, cellular component: cytoplasm; F-actin capping protein complex. Bases 1 to 867 code for a protein of 288 amino acids. Gene Ontology annotation, molecular function: actin filament binding.